Messenger RNA from Argentina anserina (silverweed cinquefoil), 1369 nucleotides. RefSeq names its product auxin-responsive protein IAA27. The record is from RefSeq and is a predicted model, not a curated record. Gene Ontology annotation, molecular function: protein binding. The coding region runs from base 135 to 1076 and encodes 313 amino acids. Gene Ontology annotation, biological process: regulation of DNA-templated transcription. Lineage: Eukaryota; Viridiplantae; Streptophyta; Magnoliopsida; Rosales; Rosaceae. The transcript is spliced from 5 exons. Gene Ontology annotation, cellular component: nucleus.
AGAAUCUUCUUCUUCUUCUUCACCCAACAACACCAUAACCUCUCACAUUUAGUUUUGCAAACUGAAACUAAAGCUCCUGUUCUGUCUCCUGUUCCUCUGUUAAUGCUUUUCUGGGUGGUCUUGAAGAAACCUUAAUGUCUAUGUCCUUGGAGCAUGAUUACAUAGGCUUAUCAGAGUCUCUUGAAGCCUCUGACAAGUCCAACAAGGGAGGAGCUGCUUCUGCUGCUUUGAACCUCAAAGCCACUGAGCUCAGGCUGGGCUUGCCUGGCUCUGAGUCCCCUGAGAGAGAUAGUGGUGUUGCUUUGGAGGACAGAACUGGGUUUUCACUGCCUCUGCUUAAGCACUCUGUUUCUGGAGCCAAGAGGGUGUUCUCUGACGCCAUUGAUGGAGCUUCAGGGAAGUGGGUGUUCUCUGGGACUGGUGGAUCUGAGGCUGAUUUGGGUAAAGGUGGUAACCUGGUUUCUCCUAGAGGUCUUAAUGGUGGCAAAGGUCUUGCUGGGUCUGAGUGUAAGAGUCAACCAAUCUCUGCUGUGAAAGAUGGUGUGCCACUGUCUCCUAACCCAUUGCAUGAGAAGAAGGCUCAGGUUUCUGCUCCUGCUGCAAAGGCUCAGGUAGUUGGAUGGCCACCAAUCCGUUCAUUCCGGAAGAAUUCAAUGGCAUCCAUUCCUACCAAAAAAGAUGGUGAAGCAGAAGGCAAGAUGGGAGCAGGGUGUCUUUAUAUCAAGGUCAGCAUGGAUGGUGCCCCAUACCUGAGGAAAGUCGAUCUCAAAACCUAUGGCAGCUAUGUGGAUCUAUCAUUAGCAUUGGAAAAAAUGUUCAGCUGCUUUACUAUUGGUCAAUGCGGCCCACAUGGAAUUUCAAGUCAAGAUGGAAUGAGCGAGAGUCGUUUAAUGGAUCUUCUCCAUGGUGCUGAAUACGUCCUCACCUAUGAAGACAAGGAUGGUGAUUGGAUGCUAGUUGGUGAUGUUCCCUGGCAGAUGUUCACUGACUCAUGUAGAAGGAUGAGGAUUAUGAAGAGUUCAGAAGCUAUAGGGCUAGCUCCAAGGGCCAUGCAGAAGUGCAAAAACAGUAAUUAGUAUCAUCAUCAUCCUGAUUGGAAACUCUAAACAAAGUGAUGUUGGAGGUAGCUGUUAUCAGCGACCAAGGUGGCACCUGAGUAGCUCACAAGAUGUGCUCUGAAUCGCUCAUAAGGCGGAGGCAGCUGUUGUCAGCAUAACUUUGCUUCUGCAUAUUAAAUAUCUAGGGUAACAAACUAAUAGGAAGAUUGGUAUUGUAAACGUGUCUAGUUUAAUUCCUGCUCUCCUUUUUCAAGUCGUAUUCUUAUAGUUGGCUGCCAACCUAGUCUGUUGUGUAUGAAAAUGGCUUGAAA